UCUUACUUUAACCAAUAUGACUGAUCAACGGGGGACAAGGGUGUAUGUGGGCAACUUAACCGAUAAGGUGAAGAAGGACGAUCUAGAAGGCGAGUUUACAAAGUACGGUAAACUCAACUCUGUGUGGAUUGCAUUCAAUCCACCCGGUUUUGCCUUUGUUGAAUUUGAGCACCGCGACGAUGCCGAAAAAGCGUGCGAUAUUUUGAACGGCUCUGAGCUGCUUGGCUCACAGUUGCGUGUUGAAAUCUCCAAAGGACGUCCAAGACAAGGAAGACGCGGUGGAGGCGGUGACAGAGGCCGACGCGGUGAUUCCGGCCGACACAGUAUAACUAACAGCAGCAGCAGCGGCGGCUUUAGACAGCAGAGGGGCUCAAGCAGUAAUAGCGGCCGCCAUGUUGACCGCGGCUACAGUUCAAGCCGCUCUAGCGGUGGCUACGGUGGCAGUGGACGCGAAAGUGGCAGCAAUGGCUUCAGUCGUCGUGAUAUGUACAGUGGGUCGCGAGAAAGCAGCCGCUAUGGUGGGGGCAGCAGCUCCAGUUAUGGUCGAAGCAGUGGCCAAGGAGGAGGACGUUUCAGAUCUCGUUCGCCAGCUGGCAAUCAUCGUUUUUAAUAUUCAAUGAGCUAACAUCUGAAACUUCACAUUAACCUAAAUUACACAUCUGUGCGAUACUAAUGCUAUCCGUCGGCACUAAGGAAGCAUUAUUAAUGUGUAAAUACAUGCAUACAUACAUUUACAAUUGAAAAACAAAAGCAAAAAAAAAUAAAAAAUUAUGAUUUGGUUUUAUAAAUCGCAAUGGCAAUAAUCCCCAUUAAAGAUGAACACAACACGAUUAAUAUUAGCGCUGAUAAACAUAAAGCAUACUUAUAUUACCAUAUUUAUUUCACAUUCGCAUUGCAUAAAAUAAAUAUUUGAUUAAAAACGCAAAAAACAUUCAAAUUUAAGAGCUAAAUUAGCCCACUAUUUAAAUUAUUAAGAUACCAAUAUACACAUAUACAUAUAUUACAAGAUAUGUACGGACUAGUUUUACCGAAACCUAGAAUAUAUAAUUCUAAUAAAAUUGUCAGAAUCGUAAACACCACACGCUUGUAAAUAAUUCAAUGUAACGGGAAGUUCAGGUACUCAAUUUUUUUUAUAGA
Molecule: messenger RNA, 1137 nt
Organism: Drosophila busckii
Lineage: Eukaryota; Metazoa; Arthropoda; Insecta; Diptera; Drosophilidae
Gene: Rsf1
Product: RNA-binding protein Rsf1
Exons: 1
Coding region: 17-610 (197 amino acids)
Biological process (GO): mRNA splicing, via spliceosome
Cellular component (GO): nuclear speck
Molecular function (GO): RNA binding
Source: RefSeq, a predicted model, not a curated record